AUGGGCGACCUGUUAGAAUAUCUCACCAGCCACGAAGAAGCCUUUAAGAGUCGCAACCGACUCUCAUCUCUCUACUCUGACUUCUCGCAAAGCGCAACGAUCAACCCGGAUGGUUACCAAGCCAACAUUGUAGCAUGGAAGAAAGCUCUCUCGAAUGCUGCAGCGGCUGGCGCUGUUCCUUCCCAGGGUGCAGCGAAUGAUCUACUCAGCAUAAGUACAGGUGAGCAGCUCUCAAGAGCACUGGCAAGCAAGGAAUGGGGAAGACCAUUGGCGCUAGGAGCGGUUAUACAUGAAGCGGUUACAAAGAAAGAAAUGAUUCCGCUGAAAGACUUCCUAUCAGCAACAACGAGCAUCUAUCACAGGAGUUGGGCCUUGUCACCACGGCAGGCGAUAGCCUGGGGGCUACGGCAACUCGGCAUACUCGGUGAAGAAAGCAAUUCAGAACACAUAACCACAGGGAAACUCGUUAUAGUAGCCAACCUCGAGUCUGUCGCGACCGCCAUUCUCAAACAUAUUGAUUCUAAAUCCUCCAUCCAGCGUAUAUACUCCCAUGUUGGCUUCCUCUCCGAGUUCGGCAGCAUUAACUCAUCCACGCACUCACUUACGGCAUCUGACCUCGAAGUUCUCCUUACAUACCUCGCCCGCGACAAGCACGCCAUAACAUACAAUUCCACAACCAUAAAAUUUGCGGCGCCCUCGUCCUUCGUCAAUCCAGAGCCCAUAAGCCAACAAGACACAGUCAUCGCUUCCCUCCGCAGCCUUAUCGACUCUCUCAAUAACCAAAUAACCAUCCUUGGGUCCCGCAUCGCAUCCCUUGACUCUCAAGCCCGUGCUUCUGUUGCUUCAAAGUCACGCAAUACCGCUCUCACUGCGCUUCGCUCCAAGAAACUCGCCGAAGUUACCCUCGCCCGCCGUUCUGAUACGUUAGCCCAGCUUGAGCGAACAUAUAACUCGAUCGAAGCUGCAACAGAUAACGUGGAGAUUGUGCGGGUGAUGGAAGCAAGUGCUGGUGUAUUGCGACACUUGAAUAAAGCAGUUGGCGGGGCAAGCGGGGUGGAAGGCGUAGUGGACAGCUUGAGAGAGGAGAUCGAAAACGUAGAGGAGAUCAGUGGAAUGCUGAAUGAGGUUGGCGGGGCUGUGGUGGAUGAGGGUGAGGUGGAUGAAGAAUUCGAGGCGCUUGAACGGGCGGAGUGUGAGAAGAUUGAGAUCGCUCAACGAGCCGAGAGGGAGAGGCAAGAAGCUAUGGACGUAGAGAGAACAAGGAUCCGCAUGGACGAGCUGCAGAAUCUCGACAAAGCUCAGAAGGAUAAGGAGCAAUCAGCUUCGAAGGUGUCGAGUACACCAAGUGAUGAUAUAUUGCAGAAGGGUAUUGAGGGUAUGGAGCAAUUGUCCAUAUCGAGCGCGCCCGAGAAUAGAAUCUCAGAAGCUGACACGUUCAUUACAGCGAGGGUGAAAGAGAAGGAGCCUGCGCCUACCUCAUUAGCCCAGCACGAGAAUGCAUGA
This is a messenger RNA of Pseudovirgaria hyperparasitica, 1503 nucleotides long. RefSeq lists its product as uncharacterized. Gene Ontology annotation, cellular component: cytoplasmic side of plasma membrane; multivesicular body; ESCRT III complex. The transcript has 3 exons. Gene Ontology annotation, biological process: late endosome to vacuole transport via multivesicular body sorting pathway; vesicle budding from membrane. The coding region runs from base 1 to 1503 and encodes 500 amino acids. Lineage: Eukaryota; Fungi; Ascomycota; Dothideomycetes; Acrospermales; Acrospermaceae. The record is from RefSeq and is a predicted model, not a curated record.